Messenger RNA from Cucurbita moschata (crookneck pumpkin), 1496 nucleotides. RefSeq lists its product as uncharacterized. Bases 104 to 1297 code for a protein of 397 amino acids. NCBI's taxonomy places the organism in Eukaryota, Viridiplantae, Streptophyta, Magnoliopsida, Cucurbitales, Cucurbitaceae. The record is from RefSeq and is a predicted model, not a curated record. The transcript has 2 exons.
UAACUGAAAAACUCAUCCACUAAAUCUCUUCGCAUCUACAACUUCUGUUCUUCACUUAAAAAGCUUCGAGAAAAUCGAAGAAGAAGAAGAAGAAGAAGUAUCAAUGGGGUGCGUCUCUUCAAAACUUCACCGGAAGGACCUUCAGAGGAACAUCGUCGUCAACAAUGGCAGCGAGUAUCUCAACCACGUCGUCUCUUUAACUUCCAGUACUUACGGCGUUCUCAAUCUCGACGCCGAUCAGAAAUCGAAGGAUUUAGUUGCAGAGGCGACGAAGAAAUCGCCUCCUCGCGAAGAAUUAGAAGUGAUUAACACUUGGGAGCUUAUGGAUGGCCUUGAAGAAGGAAUUCCGAUGGCAAAUCGGGGCAAAAAAAGCCCUAAAAAUAGAGUGUUUCUUCGCGGAUUGGUCGAUUUGGAUCGAAGAAGUCCGUUGAAGUUCUUUAAUCAAAUUGGUACUCCGAAGAAGGCGAUUAGGUCCGUCGGGAAGGAGAAUCGAGGCAGAGUCAAUGGCGUCGGGAAGGAUAACAGUCCGAGAAAGAAUACGCCGAAAUCGUCGGUAGUUUCUCCCAAAUCGGCUCUGAAAUUGAGUGUUCCGGUGAAGAAUACGCCGAUUUCGGCGAGAAGGCAGAGUUUCCGAAGCGAUUCGGGCCAUUUCUCGGCUAGACGGAGGAGUUUGAGUCCACUAUUCGAUCCAGAGCUGGUAGCGUCGUACGAGAAAGAAUUAAACGAAGAAGGAGAACAAAUCAAGAGAAUCGUUUCAGAGACGCCGAAAUCUAAAGCGGCCGCGAGACAUUUUCAAGAAUCGGACAUUGCCCUAAAAAAAGAGUUCGAGGAACGUCGCCCGCCCGGCGGCGAAACCGCCGUCGUAAUCUACACGACGACACUUCGAGGAAUCAGAAAGACAUUCGAGGACUGCAACAAGGUUCGAACGAUCGUCGAAUCUUACGGCAUUCACUUGAUCGAGAGAGACAUAUCAAUGGAUUCCGGUUUCAGAGAGGAACUGAGGGCGUUGAUAGACAGUAAAGAGGUGAAAGUUCCGGCGGUUUUUGUGAAGGGGAGACUAAUAGGAGGGGCGGCGGAGGUGUUGAAAAUGGAGGAGGAGGGGAAAUUGGAGGUUCUGUUUGAGGGGAUUCCGAGGGCGGCGGGCGGAGGAGGGUGUGAAGGAUGCGGGGGCGUGAGGUUUGUGUUGUGUGUGGAUUGCAAUGGAAGCUGUAAGGUUUUGGAUGAGACGAAGAAGAAGACGAUGAAAUGUUGCGAGUGUAAUGAAAAUGGGUUGAUUCAGUGUCCUAUUUGUUCUUGAAUUUUCACCGAAAUUCAGAAUUAUUAGGGUUUUAUUUAGUAGGGGAGGAGGAGAAAUCAAGUUUUAGGACCUGUGUGCGUUUUGUUGGUAAUGUAUUAAUUAUUUGUGUAUUAUUAAAGCCUAAUUUUUCAUCUUAACACCAUGAUGAUUUUAUUAUUGUAUUUUUUUUAUAGUAAUUUUUAAUGUCGUGUUAAUCUCU